Molecule: messenger RNA, 3304 nt
Organism: Manis pentadactyla (Chinese pangolin)
Lineage: Eukaryota; Metazoa; Chordata; Mammalia; Pholidota; Manidae
Gene: ZBTB17
Product: zinc finger and BTB domain containing 17
Exons: 17
Coding region: 231-2624 (797 amino acids)
Biological process (GO): regulation of transcription by RNA polymerase II
Molecular function (GO): protein binding; RNA polymerase II cis-regulatory region sequence-specific DNA binding; DNA-binding transcription factor activity, RNA polymerase II-specific
Source: RefSeq, a predicted model, not a curated record
AAGUUGCAGCCGGGAAGCCAGCGAGGUCGGUUCCGCCCGACUCUAACAUGGCGGCGCCCUUUGUCUGCUGUAAAGUGCCGUCCCCGGCCUUCUCGCGGCCGUGAUGCACCUCCCUCUGCGGUGGGGCCCAGGACAUGGCAGGUAAUGAGCUGGAGGAGGAGAGCCAAGCUGGAGUUUGCACAGACAAACUGUCAGAAAAGAAUAGCCUUGGCCGCUUGGAAAUCUGAGCCAUGGAUUUCCCCCAGCACAGCCAGCAUGUCUUGGAGCAGCUGAACCAACAGCGGCGGCUGGGGCUUCUGUGUGACUGCACUUUUGUGGUGGACGGUGUUGACUUCAAGGCCCAUAAAGCAGUGCUGGCGGCCUGCAGCGAGUAUUUCAAGAUGCUCUUCGUGGACCAGAAGGAUGUGGUGCAUCUGGACAUCAGUAACGCGGCAGGCCUGGGGCAGGUGCUGGAUUUUAUGUACACAGCCAAGCUGAGCCUGAGCUCUGAAAACGUGGAUGAUGUGCUGGCUGUGGCCAGCUUCCUGCAGAUGCAGGACAUCAUCACAGCCUGCCAUGCCCUCAAGUCAUUCGCUGAGCCGGCCACCAGCUCUGGGGAGAAUACAACGGCCUUGGCCAUGGAAGGAGAGGACAAGAGAGCCAAAGAGGAGAAGACUGCUGCCACCACGCCGAGUGAGCUGGAGCCAGCCGGAAGCAGUCCACCCAUAGGCCCAGGCAGGGAACCCAAAGAGGAGCGGGGCGGCCAGGCCGAGAGCGCGGCCAGUGGUGCAGAGCAGACGGAGAAGGCCGAUGCCCCCCGGGAGCCGCCGUCGGUGGAGCUCAAGCCUGACCCCACCAGUGGCAUGGCUGCUGCAGAAGCUGAGGCCGCCUUGUCAGAGAGCUCUGAGCAAGGCGCCUCAGUGCCUGCCCUUCUCGCGGCAGAAAUGGAGGUGGAGCCAGCCAGGAAGGGAGAAGGGAGAGAGGAGGAGGGCGCUGUGGUCAAGGAAGAGGGGCCGCCACUGGAGAAGGGAGAGGCCCCAGAGGAGAGCGAGGAGUCGGCGAGCACGGACUCGGGCCAGGAGCUGGGUGCCGAGGCCCGCGGCCUGCGCUCGGGCACCUACGGGGACCGCACAGAGUCCAAGGCGUAUGGCUCGAUCAUCCACAAGUGCGAGGACUGUGGGAAGGAGUUCACACACACGGGCAACUUCAAGCGGCACAUCCGCAUCCACACAGGCGAGAAGCCCUUCUCGUGCCGGGAGUGCAGCAAGGCAUUCUCCGACCCCGCCGCCUGCAAGGCCCACGAGAAGACGCACAGCCCGCUGAAGCCUUACGGCUGUGAGGAGUGUGGCAAGAGCUACCGGCUCAUCAGCCUGCUGAACCUGCACAAGAAGCGGCACUCGGGCGAGGCACGCUACCGCUGCGAGGGCUGCGGCAAGCUCUUCACGACGUCGGGCAACCUCAAGCGGCACCAGCUGGUGCACAGCGGGGAGAAGCCCUACCAGUGCGACUACUGCGGCCGCUCCUUCUCCGACCCCACCUCCAAGAUGCGCCACCUGGAGACCCACGACACCGACAAGGAGCACAAGUGUCCUCACUGUGACAAGAAGUUCAACCAGGUGGGGAAUCUGAAGGCCCACCUGAAGAUCCACAUCGCGGACGGGCCCCUCAAGUGCCGAGAGUGUGGAAAGCAGUUCACCACCUCAGGGAACCUCAAGCGGCACCUUCGCAUCCACAGUGGGGAGAAGCCCUACGUGUGUGUCCACUGCCAGCGGCAGUUUGCUGACCCUGGGGCUCUGCAGCGGCAUGUCCGUAUCCACACAGGCGAGAAGCCGUGCCAGUGUGUGAUGUGCGGCAAGGCCUUCACCCAGGCCAGCUCCCUCAUUGCCCACGUGCGCCAGCACACCGGGGAGAAGCCCUACGUCUGCGAGCGCUGCGGCAAGAGAUUUGUCCAGUCCAGCCAGCUGGCCAAUCACAUUCGCCACCACGACAAUAUCCGUCCUCACAAGUGCAGCGUGUGCAGCAAGGCCUUCGUGAAUGUGGGUGACCUGUCCAAGCACAUCAUCAUCCACACUGGAGAGAAGCCUUACCUGUGUGACAAGUGCGGUCGUGGCUUCAACCGGGUGGACAACUUGCGUUCUCAUGUGAAGACCGUGCACCAGGGCAAGGCAGGCAUCAAAAUCCUAGAGCCAGAGGAGGGUGGCGAGGUCAGCGUGGUCACUGUUGAUGACAUGGUCACACUGGCCACUGAGGCGCUGGCAGCAACAGCUGUCACUCAGCUCACAGUGGUACCAGUGGGGGCUGCGGUGACUGCCGACGAGACAGAAGUACUGAAAGCCGAGAUCAGUAAAGCUGUGAAGCAAGUGCAGGAAGAAGACCCCAACACCCACAUCCUCUAUGCCUGUGACUCCUGUGGGGACAAGUUCCUGGAUGCUAAUAGCCUGGCCCAGCACGUGCGGAUCCACACGGCCCAGGCACUUGUCAUGUUCCAGACUGAUGCGGACUUCUACCAGCAGUAUGGACCGGGCAGCACGUGGCCAGCUGGGCAGUCCGCCCUCAGCAGCUGUAACCUCUCACUUGGAGAUGGCACCAUCUUCUUGCAUCAAAAGUGUAGGUCUGUUUGGAGGAACUCUGGAUAUUUCAAGUGAGACGACCAGCUCUGUGGUCCGUGUUCCUGUUCCCCAGCUUGUAUGGGGUCCAGUAGCAGGGCAAGCAUGACCCGCCCACCCCAUCCUCCUGUCUGGAGGCUGCUGCAGGGCCAGCCUGCAUCACCACACCCAGAGAAGGAAGGGGCAGAAGACAAAGACACCAAAGCUCGCUUAAGAUGCUGCUGCGUUGGUGUGGGCGUGGUUUUAUUCUGCAUCUAAAUGUGAAGUGCCUUCCACUUACCCAGUAACCAGUUCAGUCCAGUCCAUGCUGGAAAUUUCCCUAAGAUAGAGUGAUCCUUAGGGAGAAUUAAGUGGCAGAAACGAAUAGGUCUCAUAUCCAAACUCGGGGCGGGUUGGGUGGAGAAAGCAAAAAUGGGAUGAGGGCCAGCUGUUCCAUAAGCCAAGGCCCCUCGCUCCUCCCACCGAAGUGACAAUCACAUCCACACUUGACGUGUUUUGUAUUUUUUAAUAAAGUUUGUAAUCCAAUGGACACACAAAACAAAACUGCGCUGAGAAAAACAGUUUCAUAAAUUAAUAAGUGUUAGGAAGUUGCGGGGAGAGGUCAAGGUAUCAGGAGGGGAAGCCAGUCGUGUGUGUGUGUGUGUGUGUGUGUGUGUGUGACACUUCCAAACCACGGGGGCAGGACCCGUGCUGAAACGAAGCGCACAUAUACAAGUGAG